Paramacrobiotus metropolitanus is the source of this 970-nucleotide messenger RNA. RefSeq names its product nuclear pore complex protein DDB_G0274915-like. The record is from RefSeq and is a predicted model, not a curated record. The coding region runs from base 71 to 751 and encodes 226 amino acids. Lineage: Eukaryota; Metazoa; Tardigrada; Eutardigrada; Parachela; Macrobiotidae. The transcript is spliced from 4 exons.
CAAUAUUCGCUUUGGUAGGUUACUUUCUCAUUUUGUAUAUACAGGUUGUUUAAAGUAUUUCUACGCCAUUAUGGAAACUAUUUUCCGUUUCUCGUUAUCUUUAUUAUGCCUGAUUGUGUCAGUAUCGUCGCAAACUUAUUAUCUCUGCAAUGGAAUUUAUUACACCUAUGCAUAUUCAGGUUGUACAUAUCCAUCCUUAACGUCCACCAGUACGACGAGCAUCCUGUACUCUUGCAAUGGCGCCAUCUCCACCAUCCCUAGUAGUGCCUGUACGUACCAAUCUGCUCCCAUCAACGGCGUCUACUACGGCACACCGACGACAACAACCACCGCCACCCUCUUUUCGUGCAACGGCGUCAUCAGCACUACCGCGAGCACGGCCUGUACAUAUAACACGGCCCCGGUGAACGGGAUCUACUACGGAACGUCCACCACCACUACAACCACUGGGAUCUAUUAUUCUUGCAACGGUGCAAUCAGUACCGUGCCCAGUAGUGCGUGUACGUACAACACAGCCCCGGUGAACGGGAUUUACUACGGUACUUCCACCACCACCAGCACGUCCAAUGUGCAGUAUCUGUGUAACGGCGUGUACUACAGUUAUGCCUAUGCCGGAUGUACGUAUCCGUCCUUAACCAACAGUUUCACCAAUACCUUGACCAAUUUCAACACGGCAAACCCGACGUAUUAUCUGUGCAAUGGAGUGUACUAUACCUAUGCGUAUCCGGGAUGCACCUACCCGACCGGCUAAUUGCCGCUACUACUUCUGACUGACCACCGUCUUACAAGUUCUUCUCUGCAUUUCUCAUAGUUCGUUUACCAUCGGUGUUUGCUUCUGUGGAUGCUCCAAAGACCAAAGUGUACCAUUCUGUCAAAAUUUAAUGUACUAAAAAACAGUACCCUAAAUUUAAUAGAACCGGAUGUAUCGUAUUGUAAAUACGUCGUUCGGAUGGAUAAAAAAAUAUUUGAU